This is a messenger RNA of Phytophthora nicotianae INRA-310, 1241 nucleotides long. RefSeq lists its product as hypothetical. The transcript has 2 exons. Lineage: Eukaryota; Oomycota; Peronosporomycetes; Peronosporales; Peronosporaceae. The record is from RefSeq and is a predicted model, not a curated record. The coding region runs from base 7 to 1188 and encodes 393 amino acids.
CCGUAAAUGACAAAUCAAACCACCAACGCAUCGGCUGCAGGCUCGUCGGCUACCGAAACAGUCAGCGCCUCUAGCUGCAGCUGGAAGACGACGGUGUCACUAGACGGCGAGUGUUUCCUAGAGCCUCGGACGUGCAGUGAAUGUCUAGAGGAGAUCCCCUCUACAGGAGAUACGUGUGUUCUUACAGAUUCUGGUAUCUGUAUGAACAUCUCGGAAUACAACACACUUGAGAGUCACGACGGCGAGUACUAUUUGGCUGGGAACGUCACGUACUGUGACGCCAGCAACUCGUCAAGCGAUGAAGACUGCGUACUACUAAAUAACUGCGAGUCUUCCACUUGGUUGAGUUAUGCGCGUCAGCGACUGCCUUUAAUCGUACUCGCGGUGGAAGGAGAUACACCGGAAGGCUGCACCUUUGCAACAGAUACAGUCGACGCUGGUACCAAUGGGAGUGCGCUAACUUCCGAAGAUACUUCUUCUUCGACUGUAUCUUCAAGCAAAGAUACGUUAUCGAGUGACGACAAGUGCACGUGGUAUCAGAACACGACGCUGUGUAGUACUCCACGGACAUGUUACGACUGUUUGAACACAGUCGCUGAUAACGGAGACGCUUGUACUAUCACACCGGACGGAUACUGCGCUUCACUAUCGACCAGCUACAACUACACGUUGGAUUUCAGGAGUCCAAGCAGCAGCGGAGUAGCUAACGGAUACUAUUAUCCGUCGACGAAUACGACGUACUGCGAGCCUAACGACGCCGCCUGUUCUAACUUCGGUAUCGCUGGCUCAGCCAGUAACUCAGUGUCGUACUGUGUUGGGAGUGCCGGGUGCAUCUGCGUGGCGUUCUGUCAGUCUGCUGAGUGGCAGGAGACUGUCGUAUCGGAGAAAUGUGCGGCCUCCACGUCGUCUUCUACACAGAAUAUGUACGGCACCGAGUUCCCGUGGAAAACCUUUGUUAUCUACCUCAGUUUGGCUGUGGUGGCCAUUCUGGCGGUGAUACUGGGAGUUUGGCGAGUGCGACAGAAAAUUCGAGCUAGAAGAAGAGAAUCUACGCGUCUAAGGAGAUCCGAAACGAGAAGGUCGACACUGUCUUUGGAACUACCGGCAUGGAAAGCUAUGCGUGAAGAACUGAUAGACAAGAACGUAGAUCCGGUGGGUGAAGGACGUGGCCGAUUGAGACCGAUGUAGUUGAUACCUAGUUUUGUGGUGGUAUUUGUACAAAUGGAUGUGAUCAAUGUGCA